Caenorhabditis angaria is the source of this 5865-nucleotide messenger RNA. The record is from the annotation of a GenBank genome assembly. NCBI's taxonomy places the organism in Eukaryota, Metazoa, Nematoda, Chromadorea, Rhabditida, Rhabditidae.
AUGCGAAUUUCCAUUUUUUCCCUACAAUUUCUAGUUGUCCUAAGUCUAUUUUAUUUUUGCGAUGCAAUUCAAUCGGAACAGGAGAUUUUGAAGGAUUUGAUGAAAAAUUAUGAUAAAAGAGUUCGGCCGCCGGCAGCUAAUUCGACAGGUAAAAAUUGAGAAACAGUGGAAAAAUUUGGAUAUAAUUUUCUAAAGUAACAAUCCAAAAAUACGGGGUAAAAAUUAAUUUGAUACUAAAAAAUUUCACUGUUUCAAAAAAUUCAGAAAAAGUUUAUUUGGUACUACCUCAUAAAAUUACAAAAUUAAAUUUUUUUUGGCAAAAUUAAUUUGAAAAAUAUAGAUUAAUUGAAUUUUCCAAAUUUUUUUUGAAAAAUUCACUGUUUCAAGAAUUUUCGAAUUUAAAAAAUUCCUGGAAAUCAUUGCUCGUAUUACAUCCUAUUUUAAAUUUCAAUUGUUUGCAUUAAAAUAGUUCACUGUUUCAAAACUUGUUCCUAAUUUUUGUAGUAAGCUUGAAAAUUUGAUAAUAACUCGAAAAUUGAAAUUUUGAAGCAGUGAAAUAAUUGAGAUAUAAUGUUUGAUCGACUUUUUGAAUUAUUUAUUUUUAUUCAUAGAAUUUGGUGCGAAGAAAAUUCGUCAGAAAUUGGGAUUUUUCUAAAUCUAAAAUUAAUUCCACAAACCAACAGGUACCUUAAGAAUUUGCUAAUUAGAAAUUAGAAUUUCCACUGAUAAAUUCUACUGUUUCAAAAAUUAUUCAGAAAUGUUCUUGUGAAUUUGGAAGUGUUUCAGUGUCUAAAAUCCAUAAUUAAAUUCAAAAAUUUUCACUGUUUCAUAAUUAUUUCAAAAGUUCAAACUCAAAAAAAAACAGAUUAUUCCUGCUUGCGAUUUCACUGGAAAUAAAAAUGGUUCUAAAAAUCACAAACAGCAACUUCAAAAAUUUCACUGCUUCAAAAAAUACAUGACAAAUCUCAGAGCUUGCAGUGAACAAUUUGUCCGUGAAAAUAUCCACAAAAAUACGUUUCAAAAAAUUUAGAGAAUGUUCUCAGACAAAUCCCCUCGAUUUUUUUUCCAAUUUCAUCAUAUAUUUUUUGAAGAUGGCGCUGUCCGAGUUCGUGUAAAUAUGCUUAUCCGAAUGUUAUCAAAAAUCGACGUAGUCAACAUGGAAUACGCGAUUCAAAUCACAUUUCGAGAACAAUGGAUCGAUCCCCGAUUAUCGUUUGCGAAUCGAAAAAACGCUCCGGAUUUUCUAACAGUUCCUCAUAUCAAAAACGAUGUUUGGAUUCCAGACACUUUUUUUCCAGUGAGUUUUAUCCUGGCUUUUCCCAUUUUCCCCCGAAAAAUCUCAUUUUAUUAGACCGAAAAAGCUGCACAUCGUCAUUUAAUCGACAUGGAAAACAUGUUUUUACGAAUUUAUAAAGAUGGAACUGUGAGUUUUUUAUUUUUUCGUUUUCAGCGAAAAAAUAUGACUUGAGGGAUUAAUUAAUUUGAAUAUUCAUGAGAAAAAUGGCAGCGAACAACAACAAGUUUUGAAAAAUUAUUUUUAUUCGAAUUUUAUUAUGGCUAGAGAUAUAGAAUUUUUUAGACGGGGGAGCUGAGCUGGAAAUUAUGGUUUGGCGGGGGAAAAAAUUCACUGUUUCUAAAAUUUUAGAAAAAUAAAAAAUAGGAAAAACACUAAUGUCUGAUUUGGAUGAUUUUUGCGCAGAAACAUGGCAAAAUUUUGAUAUUGAAAAAAAUUGAAAUUGAAAAAAUUUACUGUUUCAAAAAAUCGAUACCAAAAUGUUAAUUAUAGAAAAACCAAUGAGAUGUUCGAAUUUAAUUUUAAAAAAUAAUUUCACUGUUUCAAAAAAUUUUGAAAAAUAAUUUUCACUGUUUCAAAAAAUUAUUCAGACAUUAGAAGACUGUUAGAUUAGGAAAAAUCUACUGUUUCAAGUUUUCUGGAGCUGAAAUUUAUCAGAAAACUGAUCACUCUCCAAUUGAAAUAAAUUCACUGUUUCAGAAAAUUUAUAUGGAGAGAAAUAAAAAUAAACCUAUGAUAAAUGGUACGCAAUUUCAUGCACUUAAUAAAAAUCACUGAAAAAAAUCACUGUUUCAAAAAUUCUAGAAAUAGAAAGAAAUGAACAUAAACCAAUACAGAUGAAAUAUUCGACAAAAAUAAUUGCAGAAAUUUUUCACUGUUUCAAAAAACUAUUAUGAAAAAAUUGUUCAGAAUACCAUAUUAAUGUAAGUGGUUUUUGCUGAAGGUUCAGAUAUUCAAAAAAGUCAGAAAAAUCUACUGUUUCACGAAAUUUACAACUAAAAUUACACCUAAUAUCAAAUCUUUGCAGAUCCUCUACAGUAGCCGUAUCAGUCUAACCGCUUCGUGUCCAAUGCGCCUUCAAUUAUACCCGCUAGAUUAUCAAAUGUGCAAUUUCGACAUGGUUAGUUAUGCACACACAAUGAAUGAUAUUAUCUAUGAAUGGGACCCGGUUGCUCCAGUUCAAUUGAAAAAAGGUGUUGGAUCGGAUUUACCCAAUUUUCAAUUAAUUGAUACUCGUGUUAAUGAUGAUUGUACAAGUCGUACAAAUACUGGAAAUUAUGCCUGUUUGCGAUUGGAAAUGAUACUAAAAAGACAGUUUAGGUGAGUGAGAAGAAAUUUUGUAAUUCCAACAAAAAAUUUUCAUUUUCAGUUACUAUUUGGUGCAAUUAUAUGCUCCAACCACAAUGAUUGUUAUUGUUUCUUGGGUUUCAUUUUGGAUUGAUUUGCAUUCAACGGCUGGAAGAGUUGCUCUGGGAGUUACUACACUUCUAACAAUGACUACUAUGGUGAGGAUAAAUAUGUUUUUAUGAUGGAAAUUGGGGGAAUUGCCACGUGGCUUCUCGUCCUUAAUUGAAACGGCUUUAAAACUUUUUGAAAUAGGUUUGCCACGUGGAUUUUUAGCUUUGAAUUAACCUAACUUCAUACUCGAAUUCAAAAAUAGGAACAUGUGGAUUUUCAACGAAAAAUUAUCAUAAAUUGAUUUGUAAUUUUCGGAAACAAGAAUUUUUCAAUUGAAAAAAUUCACUGUUUCAAAAUUUUCAUUUGAAUUAAAAAUCAAUGAUAAUUCAUUCAGAACAGCAUAUUAUGAAAUAAAUAAACUUUAUUCAAAAAUCCACUGUUUCAAAAAUUACAAUGAUUAUUUUUGGAAAUGAAAAAACUGGUAGGCUCAGAAACCAAAAAAAUCAAUGUUUCAAAAUUCUCGAAAAAAUGAAAAAUUAUAGUUUUCCAAAAUUUUUUCAAAAAAAUUUACUGUUUCAGAAUUUUCAUGAAAAUGAUUUGUAGUUUUGAAAAAACUGAUGCUUCGCUGUGUGUUUAUUCAAAAACGAGAAUUUUUUUCAAUUGAAAAUCCACUGUUUCAAAAAUUAUAGAAAUUAUUUCUGGCUAGUGGAAAAAAACUAAUGGGAUUACUCCACUGUCUUCCAAAAAAUCCACUGUUUCAAAAUUUUCAUUUGAAUUACAACUCAAUGAUAAUUUAUUAUCUAUUGUUUUCUACAUCUUUUCAAUAAAAAAAUAAACUUCAGCUCGAAAAUCCACUGUUUCAAAAAUUAUAGAAAUUAUUAUUGAAAAUACGAAAAGCUAGUACAUUAGUCAAACAAGCCGACUAAAAAUUUCAAAAUUCUCAAAAAAAUGAAAAAUUAUAGUUUUCCAAAAUUUGUACGAAAAAAAUCAAUGUUUCAAAAUUUUCAUUUAAUUAAAAUUCAAUAAGAAUUUAUUGGCAUAGAAUUGAUCCUGUGAAAACAAUUCAGCUCGAAAAUCCACUGUUUCAAAAAUUAUUAGAACUAUUUUUGAAAAUGGGAAAAGCUAACAGAUAAUCCAAAGACCAACUAGAUAUUUAAAAAAUUUUUUCAAAAAAUGAAAAAUUAUAGUUUCACAAAAUUUGCAUAGAAAAUUCACUGUUUCAAAAAUUUCAUGAAAACAAUUUGUAGUAUUAAAAAAACUGAUGCUCCGCUGUGUGUUUAUUCAAAAACGAGAAUUUUUUCAAUUGAAAAAAUUCACUGUUUCAAAAAUUAUAGAAAAUUAUUAUUGAAAAUACGAAAAGCUAGUACAUAAUUCAAACAAUUCGACUAAACAUUUCAAAAUUCUCAAAAAAAUGGAAAAUUAUAGUUUUCCAAAAUUUGUACAAAAAAAUGUACUGUUUCAGAAUUUUCAUUUGAACUAAAAUUCAAUAAGAAUUUAUUGUUGCAAUGUUGAUCCUGUGAAAACAAUUCAGCUCGAAAAUCCACUGUUUCAAAAAUUAUUGAAACUACUUUUGAAAAUGGGAGAAGCUAGUAGGCUCAGAAACCAAAAAAUCACUGUUUCAAAAUUCUCGAAAAAAUGAAAAAUUAUAGUUUUCCAAAAUUUGUACAAAAAAUCACUGUUUCAGAAUUUUCAUAGAAAUAAUUUUUAAUAUUGAAAGAACUGAUGCUUCGAUGCGUGUUUAUUCAGAAACAAGAAUUUUUUCAAUUGAAAAUCUACUGUUUCAAAAAUUAUAGAAAUUAUUUCUGGCUAGUGGAAAAAAACUGAUGGGAUGAAAUUCUCAUAACCAAAAACCCGUAUUAUCCCAAAUGUUCCUACGCCUUUCCCCAUCUCAAAAUCAUUCCAGCAAUCCGCAAUAAAUGCCAAAUUGCCCCCAGUCAGUUAUGUAAAAGUAGUAGAUGUUUGGUUGGGAGCAUGCCAAACAUUUGUGUUCGGAGCCCUUCUUGAAUACGCUUUUGUCAGUUAUCAGGACAGUGCUCGACAAAAUGAUCGAGCCAGAGAAAAAGCGGCGAGAAAAGCGCAGAAACGAAGGGAGAAAUUGGAGAUGGUUGAUGCGGAGAUUUAUCAACCACCGUGUACUUGUCAUACGGUAAGUGACAACAAGAACAUUUACUGUUUCAGAAAAAAAUUGAAAAUUAUAAUUAAAAAUUGAUGAAACAGUAUCUAAAAAUGUCCACUGUUUCAAAAAAUGCUCGGUCAGAAAACGGCGGAGUCGCUACACGUUUCGGGGAACUAAAAACGUGUAGCGACUCCGCCCCGAUCGGUAGCGACUCCGCCGUUUUCUGACCGAGUGUAUACAUUUUGGGCAGAAAUUUUUUACUGAUGUAAUUUCGUCCGAAAAUGUAUUUACUGUUUCAAAAUUUUUGUUCCUUAAAAUUUACAUGACAAAUUCUAUAACAAGCUAUGUUUUCUAUUGAAAAAAAGUUUUUUAAAUUUUUCAGUGAUUGUUUAAAUUGAAAAACACAUCAAGUCUGCAAAAUUCCAAAGUUUUUUUGCAAAUAAAAAAAUCACUGUUUCAAAAAUAAUUGAAAAUAAUUAUUCAAGACGUAGAAUUAAUUUAUCGAUUUCUAUUCCUCUAAAAUUUUAGAAUUUUUCACUGUUUCAAACAUUUAUAGAAUUCAGAAAAGUCAAAUAAAAAUAUAUAUUUCAAAUCUUUCAAAUACUUCAAAAAAUUCCUAAAUUAUUUUGAUCUCAAAAUUAUUUGACUGUUUCAAAAAAUAAAUGAAGCUGGACUAGUGUAAAAAAUUUCAUUACCGACAUUUUUACUGAUAAACCUAGUAAAUUUAGAGAAAUAUCUAAAACUAGGCCUAAAAUAUUUCACUGUUUCUAAGCUCUUAGAAAGUCUUGAGCAAAAACAAUGAUAAUUGAUUACAAUAUUUCAUUUUACUGUUUCAAAAAUUCCCCUCAAUCCCACUAUUUUCUUUUAGUUCGAAGCAAAAGAAACAUUCCGCGAUCGUCUCCGCCGCUAUUUCACAAAACCCGACUAUCUUCCCGCCAAAAUCGACUUCUACGCUCGAUUUUUGGCGCCAAUCGCAUUUCUCACUUUCAACAUAAUCUAUUGGACUUCGUGUUUAUCAAUGUCGGCUGACGCGAAUCCAGUCAAGAAGUUGGCCUAA